AUGUCCAUCUUCAAAUUUGAAACAAUACAACUUAUGGUUAAUAUAGUCAAAUCCGAAUACUAUCUACUCUGGGGAAAACGGGAGGUAGAUGAAAAAAUAAUUGAUAAACUUAGUACAAUAUCCGAUUUAUUUUCGAUAGCUUAUUUAGCAGUACUCAUUUGGUCAAUUUACAAUGGUUUAUCCGGAAUCAAAAAAGAUCCUGAUGUUAAAAGAAAUUUUUUAAUUUCUGCUACAUUAGUAGUUUUAAUUGCAUUUAUAAAUUUUCUUAAACUUUUGGUCUCUCUUCUUAAACAAUUUUGUUGUAAUUUUGAUCCACCUCCUUAUUCUUCUUCUGCUUAA
Racocetra persica is the source of this 339-nucleotide messenger RNA. The record is from the annotation of a GenBank genome assembly. NCBI's taxonomy places the organism in Eukaryota, Fungi, Glomeromycota, Glomeromycetes, Diversisporales, Gigasporaceae.